Messenger RNA from Microplitis mediator, 5052 nucleotides. RefSeq names its product ATP-binding cassette sub-family C member 10. The transcript has 11 exons. Lineage: Eukaryota; Metazoa; Arthropoda; Insecta; Hymenoptera; Braconidae. Gene Ontology annotation, cellular component: membrane. Gene Ontology annotation, molecular function: ATP hydrolysis activity; ATP binding; ABC-type transporter activity. The record is from RefSeq and is a predicted model, not a curated record. Gene Ontology annotation, biological process: transmembrane transport. Bases 163 to 4854 code for a protein of 1563 amino acids.
ACAAUUGAAUUAAAUGUUGAGGACAUAUAUUUUGUAUUUUUUAAAAAUAUAUAUUUAUUAUAUUUAGAUAAAAAAAGUCCUGGCAUUAAAUAUUUAUAUCAAAAUGUUGUAGUUUAUGAUAAUCAUUCAUCGCAAUAAAUAGAUGAUUUAUCAAAUAAAAAUAUGGAUAAUCUAGAAAUUAUCAGUCAGAGCAGAUGGACUUGGAACUGGAUUAAUUUAUGUGGAAAUAAUUCAAGUUUGAAUCCUAUAAAUCCUGAUACUAAUGAUCUUAGUUUAUGUUUCCAGCAAUUAUGCCUUCAAGUACCAACAUUAGCUUUGCUAGCCAUAACAUCAGCUUAUUACUGUGGAAAAAAGAGUUCAGUAAUUCCAUAUGACAGAUUUUCACACUAUGCUAUUACAUUACGAUUAAUAAUAACAGGAUGUCUAAUUACUCUUCCAAUAAUACGAGCCUACAUAAUACUCACAAACACAACAAUGUCACCAGUUAAUCUACAUAACACCAAAUUGUCAUCAAAUAAUACAUUUCUUCCCAGUAAUCAGGCGACGUCAGCCAAACCGAUUGAUUACAUCGUCGCUGGAACUGAAGGGUUGGCAUGGGUAGUCCACUUUCUUUUUAUAUUAACUCUGAAACGAGGACCACGUUUGAGUUUACGAGGACCUGUUAUUAUAAGAGCACUUAUUUUCAUGUUGAUUGGAGUAUCUGCUCUGCUGCUACGGUCCCACGUUAAACAUAACGAUGAAGAUGAUGUGCUACCGCAUUUAUCACUGGGAUUUAGUAUUGUCGUGGUCACUCUGAUGUCUUUGUACGCUUUGACGCUGCUGCCAAAUAAAAUUAGUGCUGAUCAAAAUACUAGAUAUACUGAGAUUGGUGAACACACGGCGCUAUUAAAUUCACCCACUUCAUCGUACGUGCACUUUCCUAAUGACCAGGAUCCAAAUUAUCUUGGCACCGCUAUGGAAAAUGAAACAUUCUUAUCGAAACUUAUAUUCUACUGGGUGACUCCUCUGAUGGAAAAAGGUGUCAGAGGAUCAUUGAAACAUUCUGAUGAUUUAUACGAUCUUCCUGAAUCAGCUACCACGGCUUCUAUUGUUUAUAAUAUUGAUAAACACAUCCGCAAGACACCUCGAUUAAAAAGAAAUAUUUAUGUCGACAUUGAACAAGAUGAACCGGAACGAGUAGAUGCUUCAAGUAAUAAUAUAUCUCUACUUAAACUUUUGCAUCAGUGCUUCGGAUGGCAAUUUUAUGCUGUCGGUAUUUUGAAAUUCAUAGCAGACUGUUCAGGAUUUGUCGGUCCAAUUUUAUUGAACAAACUUGUAGGAUUUAUUGAGGAUAAAAAUGAACCACUUUCUUAUGGAUAUUUGUAUGCAUCUGCGAUGUUUCUCUCUUCUGUAAUCGGAGCAUUUACUACCGCGCACUUUACAUUUUGGAUGAGUAUUGUCGGAUUAAAAAUCCGCAGUACAAUAAUUACACUAGUGUACCGCAAAAUUUUGCAUUCGUCUAGUGUUAAAUUAAAUCAGGAAUUCACAAUGGGAGAGAUAGUAAAUUUUAUGAGCACAGACAGUGACAGAAUUGUCAACAGUUGUCCCAGUUUCCAUACACUCUGGAGUAUUCCUUUGCAAUUGGCCGUAACACUUUACCUUCUUCACACCCAAAUUGGAAUAUCAUUUUUGGCGGGAAUUAGUUUUACAAUAAUAUUAAUACCCAUUAAUAAAUUUAUUGCUAAUAAAAUUGGUGUGCUAAGUACAAAGAUGAUGAAAUUCAAAGACCAGAGGGUGCGAUUAGUCGGAGAAACUCUGCGAGGCAUGACUACCAUUAAAUUAAACGUCUGGGAAGAACAUUUCUUACGCAGUAUUUUACGUCUUCGAGAAAACGAAAUAAAGUAUUUAAAAGGCCGCAAAUAUUUAGAUGCACUCUGUGUAUAUUUUUGGGCAACGACACCUGUUUUAAUUUCACUUCUCACUUUUUCAACAUACGUCUUGCUUGGAAAUAUACUCGACGCUAAAACAGUAUUUACAAGUAUGGCUUUAUUAAAUAUGUUAAUUGGACCAUUAAAUGCAUUCCCAUGGGUCCUGAAUGGUCUUACCGAAGCAUGGGUUUCAGUUAAACGUAUCCAGAGACUAUUAGAUCUAACAGACUUGGACACUUCAACUUACUAUUCAGAUCCCCCUGUAGGAGUCGACGUCUUACUAAAAAAUGUUACAUUUUCUGUAAAUGGAUCACCAGAAAAUAGUUUUUCAGGGCAAGAAAAUCUAGAUGAAAUAUUGCCAUAUCCUUCGACGUCUACAGAAACAAAAACAGUUACUUUUGCAACAGAUAAAACGUUCACUCUGAAAAAUUUAAAUGUAGAAAUAAAAAAAGGCGAAUUGAUAGGAGUGAUGGGAAAAAUAGGCGGUGGAAAAUCACUACUUUUAGAUGGACUUUUGGCAGAAAUAACAAAAUUAAAUGGCAUUGUUGCGAUAAGUGAACUGGACAAAGGAUUCGGUUAUGUAAAACAGAAUCCUUGGCUGCAACGUGGUACAAUACGAGAUAAUAUUUUGUUUGGCAAAGCCUAUGAUUAUAAUAAAUACAAACAAGUUCUCAAAGCAUGUGCGUUGACGGAUGAGUUGAUGAGUUUGCCGAAAAAAGAUUUGACAGGAAUCGGCGAAGCCGGUAGUACAUUGAGCGGAGGUCAAAAAACCCGGAUAUCUCUAGCUCGCGCUGUGUAUGCUGAUAAAAAUAUUUAUCUCUUGGAUGAUAUUCUAGCGACACUUGACACUAAAGUAGCCAAGUACAUUUUCGAAAAUGUCAUUCUCGGUCUAUUAAAAAAUAAAACCCGGAUACUAUGUGCCUACCAGACGCAGUAUUUAAUUCACGCUGACCUAGUGAUAGAAAUGGCUAAAGGAAAAAUAAUAAAACAAGGACUUCCUAAUGAAGUAUUAAGAGACUUUGAAGAUUAUUUAUUGUCAUCAGAGUCUGUGGACAGAUUAGAAGUUGAAUCUAUUACAAACUUGAGUAAAGAAUUAAAUGAAAUAGAUGAUCAAGUUACCGUUGAUCCGCUGCUAGAAGAAGAAUUAGUUGAACGAGGCACAGUACGAUUAGGAGUGUACGGUUCUUAUUUAAAUGCCAUUGGACGUUCACUUUCUAUCUCCAUAUUCCUUGCAAUGCUCUUGAUGCAGAGCUCCAAGAAUGUAAAUGACUUGUGGCUCUCAUUCUGGGUGACUCACUCCAACAUGUCAAUCAACCACUCGACGAUCUCACCACCGCGAGACCAAUUACUUGAAGCCUACUUCGAAACCGAUAAUACGGUUAAAUAUUAUUUAACGAUCUACGGAAUUUUAGCUUUCGUCAAUUCUAUUUUCACGCUCAUCCGCGCUUUUAUGUUCGCUUACGGAGGCAUUCAUGCGGCCAUAGUAAUUCACAAGCAAUUAUUGAAAACAAUAUUGCGCGGACGGACGAGUUUCUUUGAUUCUCAACCUCUUGGAAGAAUAUUGAACCGUUUUUCAUCAGACACGUACACAGCCGAUGACUCACUCCCAUUCGUUGCAAAUAUAUUGCUAGCUCAGUUUUUUGCAUUAAUGGGUACUAUAGUCGUCACUGCUUACGGCUUGCCCUGGAUAUUUUUAAUUCUAGCUCCAUUGGUGCCAAUCUAUCACUGGAUCCAAAACCACUACCGUCUUACAUCAAGAGAAUUAAAACGUCUGGGAAGUACUUCACUGUCACCUCUCUACGCUCAUUUCAAUGAAACACUACAAGGUCUAAAUAGUAUCCGAGCGUUUCGUGUCGUGCCGCGAUUUAAGCACGAGAAUGAACUAUAUUUGGAAGCUAAUCAGAAAGCAAGCUUUGCAUCAAUCGCUGCUGGCCAAUGGCUAGGACUCAGAUUACAAUUUAUUGCCAUAGCACUUCUGGCUGGUAUCUGUGUGAUGGCAGUCCUGCAGCAUCAAUUCGACGUUGCUGAUCCAGGUUUAAUUGGUCUAGUAAUCACAUAUGCGUUAUCAGUAACUGGACUUUUAUCUGGUGUCGUAAAUGUUUUCACAGAAACUGAACGGGAAAUGAUAUCAGUCGAACGUAUAAAACAAUAUCUUGAUAAUGUUCCUACGGAGAAUCCAGCUGGUGACAGCCCUCCUUACGCUUGGCCUAGUCAGGGUGUUGUAGAAUUUAAGCAAGUCGUUCUUAAGUACCGAGAACAUCUUGCACCGUCAUUGAACAAGGUUUCAUUUAUGACAAGACCUUCGGAAAAAAUUGGAAUCGUCGGGCGUACUGGUGCGGGAAAAAGUUCAAUAUUUAAUUCACUGUUCAGAUUAGUUGAUAUUGAUGAUGGUGAAAUACUCAUUGACAAUGUUAAUGUUAAUACUAUACAACUUAAUGCUCUGAGAUCGCGGUUAUCAAUAAUACCACAAAAUCCCUUUAUAUUUUCUGGUACAGUACGUGAAAAUAUUGAUCCGCUUGAUCAGUAUCCAGAUACUCAAAUUUAUAAAGCACUGGAAAAGUGUAAGCUCAGUAAUUUAGUUCAUAGAUUUGGCGGAUUGGGAGCGACAUUGGAUGAAAACGGUAGUAAUUUAAGUGCUGGACAGAAACAAUUGUUUUGUUUAGUACGUGCGCUAUUACACAAUGCCAGAAUACUUUGUAUUGAUGAAGCUACAGCUAAUGUUGAUCCAGAUACUGACAAAGCUAUACAAACAACCAUUAAGUCUUCCUUCAGAAGCGCCACUGUUAUCACAAUAGCUCAUCGGAUACGUACUAUCAUGCAUUGUGAUAGAGUAUUAGUCAUGGAAGCUGGUCAAGUACAAGAAUUCGAUGAACCAAAUGUAUUAUUAGACGAUGUCCAUUCAUAUUUUUAUAAGCUCGCUAAUCAAGAAUUCACUGAGAAUGAAUAAUAAUAAUGUGAUUAAUUGUAAAAAAAGAGAGACUUGUAAAUAUUUUUAUAGAAUAUUAUAAGUAUACAAAUUUUUAUAAAUUAAUUUAAGUUCAAUGCUUACUAUUAUAAAUUAUAAUUAUAUUACUAAAAAAUAAAAUUUAUAUGAUCUAGUAAUUAUUGCUAAUAAUUAAAAGUCUACUGAAUCGAUAUAUAAAUA